AUGUUGACCUCGACCCUUCGCGCAAGGUCAUCGGCCUUGCCACGCUCAGCUUUUGUAGCCAGCACGUUACCGAAGCGAACGUUUGCCUCUACCAGCUCUCGACUGAUCCAAGCGUCGAAAGUGUUUCCGUCUGCCGACGAGGCGGUCAAGGAUAUCCAACCCGGUUCUACGCUGCUCUCUGCCGGAUUCGGACUAUGUGGUACUCCCGAAACGCUCAUCGGCGCCAUCUCGCGUCACCCGCACAUCAACGAUCUCACCGUCGUCUCGAACAAUGCCGGCACGGGCGAACUAGGUCUUGGAAAAUUGCUCAAGUCCAAACAGAUCAAAAAGAUGAUCUCAUCUUUCAUCGGUGGUAACAAGUACUUUGAAUCCCAGUACCUCACCGGCCAGGUGUCGUUGCAACUCACACCACAAGGAACACUGGUGGAGAAGUGCAGGGCUGGCGCUUUCGGUAUCCCUGCAUUCUACACUCCUACCGGCUACGGCACAGCGGUUCAGACGGGCGAUCUAGUGGUACGAUACGAGAAGCGCGAAGAAGGAUCCAACGAACCUCUCAAGGCAGCCGAGAUGGCCAAGCCGAAAGAGCAACGUUGCUUCAACGGUCGUAACUACAUUUUGGAAGAAGCUAUCUACGGCGAUGUUGCUAUCAUUCACGCUUGGAAGGUCGACGAAGCUGGCAACGCCGUUUUCCGAUACGCUGCCAACAACUUCAGCGCUCCGUUUGGUAAAAAUGCCAAGAUCACGAUCGUGGAAGCCGAGGAAAUUGUUCCCGUCGGAACGUUGAAUGCGAACGAGAUCCAUUUGCCAGCCAUCUUUGUCGAUCGUAUCGUCAAGUCGCAGCACGAAAAGAAGAUCGAGGUCAAGACGGUUUCUGAUGCACCCAAAGCUUCGAGUGGAGGAGCCGACGCGGCUAAGCAGGAGGCCAAGGAACGACGCAUUCGAAUCGCCAAACGCGCUGCUAAGGAGGUUCAGGACGGCGAUUACAUUAACUUGGGUGUUGGAAUGCCGAGUCUGGUUCCCAACUACCUGCCAGACGGAGUGAAUGUGGUGUUGCACUCGGAAAACGGAAUUCUUGGUAUGGGGCCUUAUCCCAAGACCUCGCAGAUCGACGCUGACAUCGUCAAUGCGGGCAAAGAGACGGUUACGUUGCUGCCCGGUGCAUCGACAUUUGACUCUUCCGAGAGUUUCGGAAUGAUCCGCGGUGGACACAUCAACGUGACCAUGCUCGGUGCGCUCCAGGUGGGAGCCAACGGUGAUCUGGCCAACUACAUGAUCCCUGGUAAAAAAGUCUCGGGUGUCGGUGGCGCCAUGGACCUCGUCUCGAACCCGAGCAACACCAAAGUGGUUGUCGUCACCGACCACACCGACAAGAACGGCAGAAGCAAGAUCGUCGCUGACUGCAAACUUCCACUCACAGGCUCCAGGUGUGUUUCGCGCAUCGUCACCGACCUCUGCGUCUUCGACGUCGACAGAGUCGGAGACGCCGGCUUGACCCUCAUCGACCUCCAGCAAGGCGUAACAGUCCAGCAGGUCAGAGACAAGACCGAUGCCCCCUUCAAACUGGGCCCCGCAAUUAAACAGUAG
Mycosarcoma maydis (corn smut) is the source of this 1584-nucleotide messenger RNA. Its product is annotated as putative succinyl-CoA:3-ketoacid-coenzyme A transferase. Gene Ontology annotation, biological process: ketone body catabolic process. The coding region runs from base 1 to 1584 and encodes 527 amino acids. The record is from RefSeq and is a predicted model, not a curated record. NCBI's taxonomy places the organism in Eukaryota, Fungi, Basidiomycota, Ustilaginomycetes, Ustilaginales. The transcript has a single exon. Gene Ontology annotation, molecular function: succinyl-CoA:3-oxo-acid CoA-transferase activity.